GUGCUGUACUCCGUGGCUUUCGUGGUUUCUCCACACGCCAUGAGAAGCGCUUCUUCUCCGCCGAUGCCGAGAAGCGCGGCGAUCUUGGAAUUGGGCGAUGCGGCGGCUGUUUAGCCGCCUCGGCUCCACCCGUCUCGAGAGCGAGAACAGCUCUGAGUCGGAGGGAAGCAACGAGAGUUGGAGCUCCGGCUUUUCGUCCUUGGGAAGCUUCACGCGCAUCGAUUUGGCCUUCGCCCUAGAAGGGCAAAAUGGCUGUGGCUUGAAGAGCUUUGGGUAUUUUCUCAGCCAAUGUCUGGCCUUGACGGUGGCGGUGCUUUUCUUCCUGUACCUGGGCCCUGGGCAACGACAAGGUGAAGGUGUGGCGGCUGAAAAGAUGCGAGAGGUCCUGAGCGACGUGCCCCAGCUGGUGCUUGCAGUGGGGCCAGGGGAGACGGUGCCUUGCCAUCGCGAACCGGCCUUCUUCUUCGUGCCCUUCAGCUUUGGCAUCCUCGCAAGCCUUGUUGCAAACUGGAUCCUUUGGACAGCUGGGUGUUGGCACUUUUGGAUCACAGGACUCUUUCUUCAGUUGGGCUGCAUCUAUGGUUUCGUCACGGCAUUGGAUGAGUGCAUCCUCUCGUUGCGUCAGGGCUUAGUGGAAGCGGGCAGCAGCGUCUACCUGAUUUGUCCACUGGGAUACCUCAAGGCCCCAGGCUUAGAUCCCUUCAUCAUGAAACACUUCCUCUUCCUCACUGGGAAGAUUGCCAGCUUGGUGUUGCGUGUGUCCAUCCAGCUGUUGAUAGCUCUCUGGGUGGAAGCCAUGACCUUGUACCGUCUCAAGUGCAUGAAGGCUGUGAGUGGGCGAAAGCGCAGCGCUUUGUGUCUACAGGUGACAUUCCUCUGGUGGAUGCAGGUGAUGCUGUUGCCUGUGGCCAUGCUGCCGGUGAGGAGCAUCACACCCUUUGCACGGAAGCUGAUUUUUUUUGCUUUUCUGGCGAGCUACUUGCUGGGGGCUGUGCAGAUCAUCCGACUUCUAUUGACCAUCAUUGCCAGGCUUCGGGAAUACUACGCCACCGCGGAGCGGCAUCGGGACACGGAGGAGGCCUUGGAAUGUCUGCAGCGUGGGCGUGAGCGGGUCUGGAUCAACUGUAUUGGCUACUUCGUGCAUGUGAUCCUGGGCAUUGCCAUUGGCACAAUCGUGGUGAUUUCCAAUGAGCAAGCCUUCAACACGCGGGAUGAGGUGGACAGUGAAGACUUCCCGACACUGCUGCGGAUCUCAUUCAUCCUUCCGGCCUUCCAUAUCUUCAUCUUGAUCGGUGGGCCUUGGGUCCUGGGCAAUGCGAACGCCACCGUCGCGCAGCAGAGCCAGUUCUGCGUCUGGCGCCGCAAGCGGACGCGUACCCAGAGGCUGGAGCCCAGCUGGCUGGAGAAGGUCCGCGACCUCUCCCAGCGUGGCAUCACUGUAAAGGACCUCUUGGCUUUCUACAGACGUCUUGGGAAGGACCUGAUGCCUCACUUCGAUCCACAAGUGCACACGACCCGCGACGUGGUUCGCUGCGGGGUGAUUCCCGUCACGCGGCAGUCGGGCUGCGCUUAUGCCGUGCACAUUGCAGAUGGGAAGCCUGUGCCAGUGCGCAACAUGGUGACCCAUACCUGGGAGAACCUCUUCCGCGAUCUUGUCGCUGCUGUGGUCGCGGAUGCGUUGGAUGAGAACACCUUCGACGUGAUCGCCCAUAUCUUGCAAGAGGAUCCCUCCUUGCUGGAACAGAUGCUGGGUGAGGUGAAUCAGCUGCACGCGACCUAUUGGAUUUGCGCCUUCGCGGUGAAUCAACACACCAGCAUUUGCAACAUCAAUCCCGGCCGCAACGUGGACUCGCUGACCAAGCAACCCUAUCCGCUCUGCGACUGCCGCACCCCCAAGUUCCUGAACAACACGCCACCCCUGGAUGGCAAGGGUCGUUCCAUUCAGUGUGAACUGAACAAGUUCGAUCACAUGAUGGCCAUCAUCGCCGCAGACAAUCGCCACUUCGCGGAGGUCUUGGCCAUCGACCAAGACUUCGGUCUGUUCAACCGCGCCUGGUGCGUGGCGGAGCUGGCGGAGGCGCGCUUGCUGCGGAUGCCACAGCACGUGAAGAUCCCCUCCAAAAGCGCGUUGGCCCGGCACAUGGACGGCCUUCGACACCUCCGUGUGCAGGAGCUGCGCGCCACGCGGCCCGAAGACGUCCAGGAGAUCCUGUCGAAGAUCCCAGACUUCGAAAGCUUCAACCAGGCGUUGCAUGAGCUGAUCUUUGAUCCUCAGCUGGGUAUUCUGGCCAACUGGAGAGACCUCGAUGCCGCCCGACAGAUGGAAGAAGUAGGCCGGCUGCUGCGCUGGGGGCGUGCUGAUGCUGGGAGGGGCUUGGUUUGGAGCUCGUGGUGAUGACCUGACGAUGGGAAAGCACACCGGAAUGCCUUCGUCUUUGAGAAGGUCGGAUGGGGCAAGAGCAUGUGUUUCCGUGAGAGGAGUGCGGUUUUAGCGGUUUUCGGCAGACCGGAACCGCACCAGGCGGACCGGGACACCGGUUUUUCCUGCAGAACCAUGAACAGCGACGCUCCUAGACAUGGUAUGGUCAACCUGUCGGGGUGAAAAGGACCUCCGGCCUUUGACCCAUAGCCAUGCGGAGAGUGAGACGAGCGGAGAGCGUUUUUCGUGCUUUUCCAUGUUAGAGAUGUUAGAGGCGUCCCAUCCCUCGCACUGUCAGAGCUUGGUGUUUUUUUUCAUGACAUGGCGGGUGCCUCCAUGAAUAUCCGCCUCGGCCGACAGUGAGAAGGGUUGACCUGUUAAAAAG
Molecule: messenger RNA, 2804 nt
Organism: Durusdinium trenchii
Lineage: Eukaryota; Dinophyceae; Suessiales; Symbiodiniaceae
Source: the annotation of a GenBank genome assembly